Molecule: messenger RNA, 1351 nt
Organism: Pteronotus mesoamericanus
Lineage: Eukaryota; Metazoa; Chordata; Mammalia; Chiroptera; Mormoopidae
Product: sialic acid-binding Ig-like lectin 13
Exons: 8
Coding region: 7-1221 (404 amino acids)
Biological process (GO): cell adhesion
Cellular component (GO): plasma membrane
Molecular function (GO): sialic acid binding
Source: RefSeq, a predicted model, not a curated record
CCAGAGAUGCUGUGGCUGCUGCUGCCCCUGCUGCGGGCGGGGGCCUUGGCUCAGGAUCCAGGAUUCCAGCUGCAUGUUCAGGAGUCCGUGACGGUGCAGGCGGGCCUGUGUGUCUCCGUGCCCUGCACUGUGUCCUACCCCCAGGAAGGCUGGACUGACUCCACCCCAGCUCAUGGCUACUGGUUCCAGGAAGGGGCCGCCUCAUACUAUGAUGAUCCUGUGGCCACAAACCACCCCACUCGAAAACUGAGCGAGGAAACCAGGGGCCGAUUCCACCUCAUCGGGAACAACCUGACCUCCGACUGCUCCCUACACAUCAGAGACGCACAGAGGAGAGACACAAGGAGAUACUUCUUCAGGAUGGAAAGAGGGCCCUAUGUGAAAUACAGUUACAAAGAGAACCAGCUCUCGGUGCAUGUGAUAGCUCUGUCACAGACACCUGAGGUCCACUUCCAGGGGUUCCUAGAAUCAGGGCACCCCAAGAACGUUACCUGUGCCGUUCCAUGGGCCUGCGAGAGAGGGACGCCACCGGAAUUCUACUGGAUCGGGGGCAACAUUACCUCCCUGGGUUCCAGAACUUCCAACUCCUCAGUGGUCACCCUCACGCCAGGGCCCCAGGACCACGGCACCAACCUCACCUGUCGGGUGACCUUCCCCGGAGCUGCCGUGAGCACCGAGAGGACCAUCCAGCUCCACGUGUAUGCUCCACAGAACCUGACUGUUCGUGUCUUCAGGGCAAAUAGCACAGUCCCAGAGGUCCUGGGCAACGCCACCUCCCUGCGGGUCCAGGAGGGCCAGUCCCUGCGCUUGGUCUGCGAGACGGAGGGCAACCCCCCAGGGAGGCUGAGCUGGUCCCGGGGGAGCCUGACCGUGAGCCCCUCCAAGCCCUUGGAUCCGGGGGUCCUGGAGCUGCCCCAGGUGGUCGCGGCGGAUGCAGGGCAAUUCACCUGCCGCGCUGAGCACCCGCGGCUCUCCUACCACCUCUCCGUGAACCUAGUUGUGCAGGGACCCAGGGCAGGGAUGGUGCUGGUGGUCAUUGCAGAAGCAGCUGUCAAGACCCUGGUCCUUCUCCUCUGCCUCAUCGUCCUCAUAGUGAAGUUCUGCAUGAGGAAGUCAGCCAGGACUGCAGAAGACGUGGAGGAUGAAGACAUUGUCCCAGGUUGGCCCCUCAGGCCUCCAGAUAGUGGUUCCAGAGACAUGCCCACUGUCAGCAAAGUAUGAACACUGACGGUUCCUCUCUGUGACCAGAGACCCAGGUGCAAACAACACAGGCUGGACUUGAAGACUUGGCAUGGUCUGUUCCCAUCUGAACACGACACAAGAUUCUAGCAUGUCUCUGGACCUCACACCA